GAGAAGCGGGAAAUGGCUGCUAAGUGCCCCUAAUUAACAUGGCGCCCAGCAGCUUCAAAGCUCCAUGGAGUAAAAGUAGUAAAAUGGUGCUUGGUGUUUCUUAACUCUGAACAAGUUUGACCACUUGGAUUUUUCUUCCUCUUCUGGCAUCCUACCUAGCAGAAGUCAAAGACUAGAAAAAAGGAAUCCUAUCUGAACAUAUCUAUGUUCAUAACAUAACCCUUCGUAACCGUACCGUGGUCUACGAAAUGCGCGCUGAGUGUAUUGCCCUUAGUCUAUAUAGCGCCGUGGGUAACUUAAGCCCCGCCCCUCCCCUGCCCUCAACAAAGAUGGCGCUAGCCGAGCCUCUUUAACCUCUGUGGCUGGGAAUAGGAAAGGAAAAACAGAAGGGCGGGGUGGGGGCGGGAAAGAGGAGCCAAGAAGGAGGGGGAAAGAGGGAUUGUCGGGGGGGUAGUUGGGGGAGAAAAGAGCCGAGGCGGAAGUCGAGAGGCCCCUCAGGUGGAAGUGACGCUGACCUCGCUGCCCAAAAUGUCGGCGCCCAGAGGGAGGUGUAAGUAAUUAAACAGGAAAGCGGACAGACUUUCCCGGCCUCCCGGGGUCCUGCCUGGUCUCCAAGACCUCCGCAACGCAAAAGCAAGGUGGUCUCGCCUAGUCCCCCGGCCGCCUGACCUGCCCCCGCCCUGGACGCCGGAGACUGCACCUUCUAGGGACAGGGAAAGGGGUACAAAGGGCCAGUUUUCCGGGCCUUGUUCGAAAGAUCGAGCGGGGGAGGGGGGCUUGCAGCACCUCACACUAUGGGGGUGCAGGGGGCGGAGCUUAUGGUGGUUGGGGCGGGGCAGAACUGGAGGAGGAGCUUGUUGAGGCGUGGUUUAUAGUCUGAGAGGAGGGGUUUCAAGAAAGGGUAGAUAGAGACUGGUUAGAAAAUGGAAUACAAAGUGGGGCCUAGUAAAGAGGCGUGAAUCACAUGCAAUGGGGGAAAGGGCCUUGGUUGAAAAAAUUUAAGAAACUUAUUUAGGUUAGUGGGAAAGUGGGGUCCAGUAAGACAAGAGAGGCCCAGAGUAUGUUGUGUGAAGUUUGCCUGAGGUGUGACCUAGAGAAAAGCUCACCAUGACAAGGAGGCUGAUGUAUGUGUGCAAUUUGGAGGCUUUUAGUAGAACCGUCAGGUUUUUAUCAUGAAGUUAAAAAUGUUGGGAGGGAGCUUAGCGGCAAGCUAAGAAAGUAAUAGGAAAGUAGAGGUGAUUGUAGAAAAAGUCCCAGUGAAGAUCUAACUUAGAAAAGUCAAAUUAACUUAGAACCAUACAAGAAUAAAGGAAGUAAGAGGAACUUCGUCAGACUACUCAGUUAAGUCCUAUCUGUUCCUCGGCUUUCCUAAGUGCGAGGUACACCUUGCUACUUAGCUCAAACCAUCACUGUAUGAGAGAAAGCCCCAAGCUACCACCAAACCUCCCACCAUGGAUGACCCCUCGCUUCCUGUGGUUCCUGCUGCUCCAGGGCCAGCGCCAUCUGCCACUGCGCCUCGGGUCCCCUUUCACUGCAGCGAAUGUGGCAAGAGCUUCCGUUACCGAUCCGACCUGAGGCGCCAUUUUGCUCGACACACAGCGCUCAAGCCCCACGCAUGUCCUCGAUGCGGCAAGGGCUUCAAGCAUAGCUUCAACUUGGCUAACCACCUGCGCUCACACACCGGUGAGCGACCCUACCGAUGUUCCGCCUGCCCUAAGGGAUUCCGAGACUCCACUGGCCUGCUGCACCACCAGGUCGUCCACACUGGUGAGAAGCCCUACUGCUGUUUGGUCUGCGAGCUCCGCUUCUCCUCUCGCUCCAGCCUGGGCCGCCAUCUCAAGCGUCAGCACCGGGGCACACUUCCCUCUCCCCUGCAGCCUAGCCCGGGCCUGCCUCCCUUGAGCUCCCCCUGCUCAGUAUGUUGCAACGUUGGUCCCUGCUCAGUUUGUGGAGGUGGAGGGUCCGGUGGAGGAGAGGGCCUGGAGGGAGCUGGAGCGACCAGCUGGGGACUGGCAGAGGCUGCAGCAGCUGCGGCAGCUUCGCUGCCCCCAUUUGCAUGUGGUGCCUGUGCCAGGCGUUUUGACCAUGGUCGGGAGCUGGCAGCCCACUGGGCUGCACACACUGAUGUGAAGCCAUUCAAGUGCCCGCGUUGUGAGCGCGACUUCAAUGCACCUGCGCUGCUGGAACGCCACAAGCUCACACACGACCUGCAGGGGAGCAGUGCACCUCCAACACAGGUUUGGGCCUCGGGUGGGGCUCCAGAGGUGGCAGGAGAGGGUGACACAGCGGAGGUGGGGGCCACCCCACCAACUUGGGACGCCGGGCUACUCCUGAGCCCUACUGGUGCAGGCGUUCCCAAACUGGAGGCACUGCUUCCCGAGGAUGAGGGCGCUGGGAAUGCCCAGGCUCCGGCUGCGGCAGCCGAAGCAUCCUCAGAAGACACACUGUACCAAUGCGACUGCGGGACCUUCUUCGCGUCUGCCCCUGCUUUAGCCAGCCAUCUAGAGGCGCACUCUGGCCCAGCCACGUACGGCUGUGGCCAUUGCGGGGCGCUGUACGCAGCACUGGCCGCCCUGGAGGAGCAUCGGCGUGCAAGCCAUGGUAAGGGCAGCGGGGAGGCAGCCCCCGACGGUGAGGGUGAGCAGGUGGCUGGAGGGCCCGGACCCGGUUCCUCCAGCCGUGGCAAGAAAAUCUUUGGCUGUUCUGAGUGCGAGAAGUUGUUCCGCUCUCCUCGAGACCUGGAAAGGCAUGUGCUGGUCCAUACUGGGGAAAAGCCAUUCCCGUGCCUGGAGUGUGGCAAGUUCUUCCGCCAUGAGUGCUACCUCAAGCGUCACCGGCUGCUGCAUGGCACAGAGCGGCCCUUCCCCUGCCACAUCUGUGGCAAGGGCUUCAUCACGCUUAGCAACCUCUCCAGGCACCUGAAGCUACACAGGGGCAUGGACUGAAUAACCAGGACGCCCCUGCCCACUAAGUCCAGAGCCAGACCAUGAGAUGAGCCAGGCCCCUGCCUGGAAAAAUGGUGCCGCCCAGAACCCACAUAGGACCACAGUGAAGCAUCUUUUAGCAAAGGGAUCCAAGAACAUAAUUGUUGGGGAAUUUCUCUCUGAAAUCUACAGAGACUCUUGACUUUGAGACCCCUGGAAUGUGGCAUGUUCAAAUCAGCUGGCCUCCGAGACCGGUGACGUAGUAAUGAAAACGGGUCUGCACUCACAUCUCUCAGCAGAUAACAUGUGGGCACCUCCAUGGUGUUAACCACCCACCACUCCCUGUGAGCCAUCAUUCCAGGUGACCUUCAUUAGGGAAUGGGGGUGGGGCAAUAUCUUGAACUCCUCCAGGAUCCCCUCCAGAUGAUACCUGUCAGCCACUGGUGGCCCCAGAAAAUGAGUAUAACCGAAAUCUGCCUUCCCCCCAUUUUGCUUCCUAUACUGAAAGAGGACCAGGGUAGAUACCCCCCACCUUCAAUUAACCCACUAUCAGAUUAGGUCUCCCUUACUGCAGAAUGGUCUGACCCUACUGGUCUCCCCCAUCCUAAACACUAGAUUAGACUGGCCCAAAGUCUCCCCGCUCUUUAGGUUGUACUGACCCAGAUGCACAUACUCCUAUCCACUUAGAAUGGGCUGGUGUCUGGAAUGGUUAUGGCCUAACCCCACUCUCCUUAGAGUAAUAGGGCAGACAUUCCCUUAUGCUGUAGAGCGCAAUCCUUUGACCACAGUUGUCCCAAUCCUGUGACCUGGUGGAGGUGGUAGACAUUGAGGUUUUCCUCCCCCUUGACUUGUAGUACUUUGGUCUUCCCAUCACUACAACUUGACUCUUUGUUCCAACGCCACAAGGGGAUAGGGGAACUUGGCCAGGGGUUUCUCCCCUGUGAGCCUCAACCUGACCCCUGACCCCUCUCCCCAAUGUCUCUGGGACUCCAAUAAACCUCAUUCAAUCA
Messenger RNA from Rattus norvegicus (Norway rat), 3934 nucleotides. The record is from RefSeq and is a predicted model, not a curated record. NCBI's taxonomy places the organism in Eukaryota, Metazoa, Chordata, Mammalia, Rodentia, Muridae.